GUCCUCUGACAUCUGACUAGUGGAUGAGAUGCUAAGUCUGAACUACACCCUAAUACAGAGAGACUGUUUCUUCCCCAAUCUGUAUUAUCAACUUACAAUAUGGAAAGUGCUGCUGCUAAACUGCUGUGACCUGGAUACGUUUGCGAGUAACAAAGAACCACAUGGAUGAGAGAGACAUCACUUGCACAACUGAAGCACUUGACAGGAUGGAAGAGACCUCUCCCUGCAUAAACUCUGGACCUGAUGAGAUACAAGUGGAUACUACUGUCAAGGCUCGCGGCACGGACACCCUGGAUACCGGCACUGAAGGCUCGGGUCGUCUCAUUUCUUCCACAGGCGCCAACAAUGUAAAGGGGAAACCAAACAAGAGGGUGACAAAAGGCCCCUUUGUGAAGCUGACAGACUGUGCUCACUAUCACUACGAGAAUGUGGACUGUGGACCUAUCCAGCUUUCUUUGUCGGAUUCCCGUCCGGAAGAUGCUACUGUUACAGAUGCUGAAGCUGUUUAUAUUGUGCAGGUCACAUGCCAGGGACGCUCCUGGUCCGUCUUGCGAAGCUAUGAGGAUUUUCGGGUUCUGGAUUCUAACCUUCACCGAUGCAUCUUUGAUAGACGCUUCUCUCAGCUGCUGGAAUUACCUCCUCGCUCCGAGUUGCCCUCUCAGGGACAGCUUCUGGCCCCCCUGCUGUCUCGUUAUUUGAAGGGUCUCUCAGGAAUUGUGGACAGUAACGUCAACUGCGGACCUGUACUUAACUGGAUGGAGAUUGAUAACCAUGGAAACCGUCUUUUGGUAAAUGAAGAGGCAUCUAUUAAUGUGCCGGCUAUUGCUGCUGCCCAUGUGAUCAAGCGCUACACAGCGCAGGCUCCAGAUGAACUGUCCUUUGAGGUCGGGGACAUUGUGUCAGUGAUAGACAUGCCCCCCAGGGAGGACACCAGCUGGUGGAGAGGAAAGCACAGCUUCCAGGUUGGAUUUUUCCCUAGUGAGUGUGUGCAGCUAAUCACAGACAGCAAGACCCCAUCAUCUCCCACCGCAGAGGAUGAUGUAAAGUUGGCUGUCACAUCUCCCCAUGGCUCCAACUCUCCCAGACCAGUGUGUAGGCGACAUGGGAAGCUGGCGGGAUUACUGCGCAGUUUCAUGACUUCUCGGCCUAGCAAGCAGAGACUCCGACAACGUGGGAUCCUGCGAGAGAGAGUGUUCGGGACUGACCUGGGAGAGCACCUGCUAAACUCCAUGGAGGAAGUCCCUAGGGUCCUUCUGUCUUGUGCUCAGUUUAUUGAGAAGUUUGGAAUCGUGGAUGGGAUAUACCGGCUGUCAGGUGUUUCUUCCAACAUACAGAAACUCAGACACGAGUUUGAUAGUGAGAGGGUGCCGGAUCUCACUCGAGACACCUACCUGCAGGAUGUGCAUUGUGUCAGCUCUCUGUGUAAGCUCUACUUCCGCGAACUGCCCAAUCCAUUACUGACCUAUCGGCUUUACCAUCCCUUUUCUGAAGCAAUGUCUGUGACCAGCGAGGAAGAGAAACUAAUCCGUGUGCAUGACCUUAUACAGCAGCUCCCGCCUCCCCAUUACAGGACACUUGAGUACCUGAUGAAACAUCUUUCCCGUCUGAGUGCGCACAGCGAACACACCGGAAUGCACGCACGCAAUCUGGCAAUCAUCUGGGCUCCCAACCUGCUGCGAUCACGGGAAAUAGAGACUGCAGGAACACCUGGAGCUGACGCGUUUCGCGAGGUGCGAGUCCAGUCCAUACUUGUUGAGUUCUUGCUAUGUAACGUGGAAACUCUCUUCAGUGACACAUUUACCUCCAUCGGUAAGGACACUUCUGACAUCAGAUUAAACGCUCACUACCACAGCUCUGUUUGCAUGUGUGCUUUUCACUACAUUCAGCCUUGCUCAUUUCAACGGCCUUCCCGCCUCAGGCGUCCCCGCUCCACAAGUGAGGGGCUUCCCUCUCGACUACCCCACUGUCACUCAGUUGAAAGUCUGGUGCCCUCUUCAUCCUCUCCUCCCAAUGUGUCAUCUCCUACAGUCCCAUCUCCACCAGCAUCUGCUCGCCCCCAGUCUGCAUGGAUAGAGGAAGACCUCGACCUCUCUCCGCCGCUCCCAGACACAGACGGCCUUGGGUUUGACCCCCUUUCCUUCCGCAUCUCUUUCUCUGACCAUGAAGAGACCAGGUCCCCUUCUAUAAUAAGAGCAGAGAUCACAAGCCCAGCGAAGGUGCAUUCUCUUUCUCGAAGGGUCAGCCUUUCACCCACUGGAGGGUGCUCUCCCUCCCCCCCUCACAGCCCGCCAGAGAGGCUGGUGACUGAUGUGGAAUCUCAGGUCCCCCAUAGCAUUUCCCCACCACCUCAAAUGUUGUCACUGCUUCUACAAUCAUGCCAGCUACGCCUGAGCGAAAACUGUAUGCGAGAGGUCAAAGGGAAACUGACUAGCGGCAACAGUCAAGAAGCACCAGCUACAAGUUUGACACUUUCACCACAGCAAUCGACUGUUACUCCAUCCUUGUCACUCAUGCGACAAAUCCCUCCUCCUCCUCCUCCUAAAGACCCUGCUCGUCUCAUGGCCCUAAAGCUGGCAGAAAGCGCCCAGCGUGCCCUGCAAUCUUCCAUGUCAACAGGCACGGCAACAAAGACCUUCCAGCGCCCCAUUCCACCGCACCCCCAAUCCUCUGUCUUUCGCCGCUCCCUUUCCAUGGAGUGCAGUGAAAUCACAGCCCAAAAAGAAGGGCCCCUGUACUCUGAGCUGCGACCUGCAUCACUGCACCCCAACGACAAAAACCCAGCUAUGCACCGACCAGUGAGGUCCCCAACACACGGCACUCUGGCCCAAGGGACCUCUCCAGCUGACACAAGAAAGCUAACCCCAGCAGGACUGCCUCCUUUCCGAGCUCCCCGAUUACACUCCAGAUCAGGCAGCCUACCAGCUCCUCCAAGUCUCUGCACCCCUCGCCUCUGCCCACCUCCCUAUCACUUCCCAGAAGAGAGUAUAAGACUACCACUCCAUCGCUCUGCCCCUCCAUGGAUAGAACCUGAAGGUUUGUACUAUGAGAUUGGUGAUCCACCACAUCUGGCUCCUAUUAAUGCAUCAUAUGGGAUGAUUCAGUCACCUUGGCCUUGUGUGACAUCUCCUCCUUCACAUCCCGUACCAUCUCAGUGUCUUCGUGGUUGGUAUGGAGGAGCUUCACCUUCUGAUGCUGAUGUUGGUUAUCAACGUUGGACCGUGGACCCUCUUCUAACUUGCGUCCUUACUUUAGCUCUCGGCUCCCCCCAGGUGGGAGGAGGGGAGGAACCUAUAUAUGUCAAUCUCCCCUUAAAGGUUGAAGGGUUAGGACACGUCCAAAGCGUCAGAGACACUUCUGUGGUGAAACCAGACUUGCCGCAGAAACAGCGCCCAGGACAACCUUCCCCUACUGGACGACCUGAGGGAUCAGCAGGUGUACCACCUACUCAGCGUCCACAACAACAGCAGCUAAGGUGGGAGGGGUCCCUCAGUUAUUUCCGGUCCCCCACCCCUCCUCACCCUGCUAUGUGGGCACAACCUAAAUUUACAGACAGCAGGGAAGCCCCCAUCAUUACAUAUGAUGCUUCACCAGGAGAAAGCCAGAGAGCAGGCUACAUGCCGCCUCACUGCCUGCUUCCUGAGGGUGGGACUCUGUAUGGAAACCUGGAGCAGAGGGGGGCUCCUCUCAGGUCGUCUACAUUGGCAGGUUCAGCAGGAUUUCUGGGGCCCCCAUGGACUGUGCAUUCAGAGGGACAAACACGAAGUUAUUGCUGAGAACCUAGAGUUUUAAUUCUAAUUAACAAAUCCUGACUGCUUGUUAUUGCGGCUGUUUCUGGGAUUCCAGCCCUUAAAUGUACAAUCUCGCCUAUUCACUGCAAAAUGUGCAGUCUUUCCACGUCCUGUGCUGCCUAGCUCUAAAAUGGUGCACUCAAACAUCAAUACUAAAGCUGUUAACACAUAAAAGAGCACUGCUCUUUAACCUCCCUAUAACCACACACUCCCAAAAUGUGAUCUACACAAUGAAAAGGCAUGAAAGGGCAAAAACAGAGAGAUUUUUUUUAAUAGAAUCUAAUUUGAGUGAUUGUUAGCAACAUUUAUAGGACAUUACUUUUCUACCCUACACAUA
Messenger RNA from Bombina bombina (fire-bellied toad), 4125 nucleotides. It is a transcript of the gene ARHGAP33, whose product is annotated as Rho GTPase activating protein 33. NCBI's taxonomy places the organism in Eukaryota, Metazoa, Chordata, Amphibia, Anura, Bombinatoridae. The record is from RefSeq and is a predicted model, not a curated record. Gene Ontology annotation, biological process: small GTPase-mediated signal transduction. Gene Ontology annotation, cellular component: nucleoplasm; cell cortex; Golgi apparatus. Gene Ontology annotation, molecular function: phosphatidylinositol binding; protein binding; GTPase activator activity.